Messenger RNA from Pseudoliparis swirei, 687 nucleotides. RefSeq names its product chemokine (C-X-C motif) ligand 11, duplicate 3 (gene cxcl11.3). Gene Ontology annotation, biological process: cellular response to lipopolysaccharide; chemokine-mediated signaling pathway; antimicrobial humoral immune response mediated by antimicrobial peptide. The coding region runs from base 155 to 490 and encodes 111 amino acids. The transcript has 4 exons. The record is from RefSeq and is a predicted model, not a curated record. Lineage: Eukaryota; Metazoa; Chordata; Actinopteri; Perciformes; Liparidae. Gene Ontology annotation, cellular component: extracellular region. Gene Ontology annotation, molecular function: chemokine activity; CXCR chemokine receptor binding.
UGUGUCUGAAGAGAGUAUUUAAGACCACCCUUGGCUUCUACCCCACACAGUUCUCUUUGACUCUAUCUAAUCUCUCUAGCUGCACUUGUUAAAGCUCCUCUUCCUCACCUUCAUCACAGCACCAGUGUCUUCUUCACCAAAGAGGAAACCGACGAUGUCCGGCAUCAUGAAAGUGUUUCUACUCCUGGCUGUCAUGGUCUGCAUGGCUAAAGCCCAACUCAGUCAUACAUCAGGAAAGCAGUGUCUGUGUCAACGUGUCAGGAACGGAAUUAGAUCGAGGAAUACCGUAAAGGAGGUCCAGGUCUACCCAGCAACCAUCUUCUGUGACAAAGUGGAGAUUGUCGUCACCCUCAACAGCGGCCUUCGCUAUUGCCUUAACCCCAAUUUGAAGGCAGUGCAAAAACUCAUGGCUUUCAUCAUUAAACGACAAUCCUCGUCUACAACCAGACCAACGGAGCUCAUGUCCACCACCAACACAGCUCGCAUCUGAUGCGUUAUCUCCUCCGAUCAAGAAGCAGAGCAGAUGACCUCUGAACCCCCAAAACAAAGGCACCUUAAAUGAAUGCAGAUUUUAAAUGGAAUAAAUGUUUUUCUCUAUUUAUCUUCUAUUUAUACUGAUGUGCACUUGCAGUAUAAUCUCUGUUCUAUUUUAUUUUUAAGUUAUCUGUUUUUGUAAAUAGAUGUAUG